AUGGCUGCGACGGUUGUUCCCCAGAAGCGAGUGCUGGGCGAGUCCCGCACCGGCCAGAAUAUCUCUUCGCCAUCGAACAUCAAGAAGCGAAAGACCGACGUGGAUGAACCCGUACCGACACCUCGCUUCCUCAGCUCACAGAAACCUGUCGGGUCCAAGCUGGGAGCCGGCCAGCCCAAGAGCGCAUUCGAAUCCGAAGUUCUCGAGAAGCUCAGCCAAGACAUAUCAGAACGCAAGCAGAACAAUACAGAAAAGGACCAGGCAUGGGACCGGCCGCCGGUGACGGAUUUUGUCCCUUCUCGAGACAGCCUCACCUUCCAGUCCAUCGAGGCCGAGGAAGGCACUCUGGAUGGCGGCAAGGUCACCGUGAAGCUGUUCGGCGUGACGAUGGAGGGGCACUCCGUCAUGCUGCAUGUCACCGACUUCAAGCACUACCUUUAUGUGGCUGCGCCAAUGUCCUUCCAGCCAAAGGACUGCGCUCUGUUCAAGGCAUAUCUCGAGACGCAGGUCGCUCAGCACCAGCCUGCGAUCCACUCGGUCAGCUUGGCCAUGAGAGAAGACAUCUAUCACUACCAGGGCAACGUGCAGAGUCCCUAUCUCAAAAUCACAGUCACGGACCCCAAAUUUAUAAACUCGGUGCGAUCAACAAUAGAGAAGGGCUUUGCCAAUUGGAAAGGCAUGUGGGGGGUUUUGGACGGUGGUCUGAGGACGUAUGACAAUAUUCAAUACGUGCUGCGAUUCAUGGUUGAUUGCAAGAUUCAAGGCAUGUCGUGGGUGGAAGCCCCUGCCAGCAGCUACAGUCUGAUUCCAGAACACAGCAAGCAAUCCAACUGCCAGAUUGAAGCCGAAAUCAACUACGUCGACCUUAUUGCCCACAAGCCAGAAGGAGAAUGGGCCAAGAUGGCUCCUCUACGUAUCCUGUCCUUUGAUAUCGAGUGCGCCGGACGCAAAGGAAUCUUCCCCGAGGCCGACAUGGAUCCGGUUAUUCAGAUUGCAAACGUCGUGACCAAAUACGGAGAGAAGAAGCCCUUUAUCCGAAACGUCUUUUGCUUGGACACGACCAGCUCCAUUGUGGCCACGCAAAUCUUGGACUAUGAAAAGGAGGAGAAGAUGCUUCACGAGUGGCAGCAGUUCCUCGUUCGGGUCGAUCCAGACGUCAUUACCGGAUACAACAUUUCCAAUUUUGAUUUCCCCUACCUGCUUGACCGCGCAAAGCACCUCAAGGUGCAAGGCUUUGAAUACUGGUCGCGCAUCCCCAGCAAGCCUUCCAGGGUGAAGGAUACCAACUUUACAAGUAAACAAAUUGGUAGCCGAGACACCAAGACUACAAAUACCAAUGGCAGAUUACAGCUCGACAUGCUGCAGUUGGUCCAGCGAGAUCAUCACCUGCGAAGUUACACCCUCAACUCUGUGUGCUCACAAUUCUUGGGCGAGCAAAAGGAAGAUGUGCAUCACACCAUGAUUACAGAACUGUUCAACGGAACACCCGAGUCGCGACGUCGUCUGGCGCUUUACUGCUUGAAGGACGCCUAUCUUCCCCAGAGACUGAUGGAUAAGCUGUCUUGUAUGGAAAACUAUACAGAGAUGGCCAGAGUCACGGGUGUUCCUUUCAACUUUUUGCUUUCACGUGGACAGCAGAUCAAGUUCGUGAGCCAGCUUUUCCGAAAGGCGCUAGAACAGAAGCUGGUCAUACCUAAUAUUGCCCCUCAGGGGACAGAAGCCCAGUACGAAGGUGCAACAGUUAUUGAGCCAACGCGAGGAUACUACGAUGUGCCUAUUGCUACGCUGGAUUUUGCUUCUCUGUAUCCAAGCAUCAUCCAGGCACACAACCUUUGCUACACAACCUUGUUAAGACCAGGAGAUGCGGAGAGGUUCAAGCUCGAAAAAGACGUCGACUACAUCAUCACUCCCAACGGAGAUCAGUUUGUGACGGCCGCAAAGCGCAAGGGCUUGCUCGCUCAGAUUCUUGAAGAAUUGCUCUCUGCCAGAAAGCAGGCCAAGCGAGAGCUUGCCCAAGAGACGGAUCCCUUCAAGAAGGCUGUGCUGAACGGUAGACAGCUGGCUUUGAAAGUCAGUGCCAACAGUGUCUACGGCUUGACGGGUGCAACAACGGGAAAGCUGCCUUGUCUCGCAAUCGCAAGUAGUACGACCAGUUUCGGUCGUCAGAUGAUUGAGAAGACGAAACGAGAGGUGGAAGAGAGGUACAAUAUCGCAAAUGGCUACGCGCACGAUGCCCAGGUCAUUUAUGGUGAUACCGAUUCCGUCAUGGUCAAAUUUGGAACAAAGGAUCUCGCAGAGGCGAUGAAACUGGGCGAGGAAGCCUCCAAGUUUGUGUCGGACAAGUUUUUGAAACCAAUCAAGCUGGAAUUCGAAAAGGUCUACUUCCCGUAUCUCCUCAUCAACAAGAAGCGAUAUGCCGGCUUGUAUUGGACAAGGACGGAGAAAUACGACAAGAUGGACACCAAGGGUUUGGAAACAGUGCGGCGUGACAACUGCUUGCUAGCGCAGACGGUGAUUGAAAAGGUGCUGAGAAUGAUUCUUAUUGACCGAGACGUCCAGGGUGCACAAGACUACGUCAAAAAUACGAUUGCAGAUCUGCUGCAGAAUAAGAUUGACAUGUCGAAACUGGUCAUCACAAAGGCCCUGACCAAGGAGGACUAUGCAGCCAAGCAAGCGCACGUUGAGCUUGCACAGAGGAUGAAGAAGCGUGACGCCGGCUCGGCUCCUGGUCUUGGCGAUCGAGUGGCGUAUGUCAUGGUGAGGGGUGCGGCGGGAGCCAAAAACUUUGAAAAGUCGGAGGAUCCAAUCUACGUGCUGGAAAAUAACGUGCCGAUCGACACUAAAUACUAUUUGGACAACCAGUUGGCGAAGCCGCUUGGCCGUAUCUUUGAGCCCAUUCUGGGUGAGACAAAGGCCAGGUCUCUGCUGAAUGGAGACCACACGCGUAUCAUCUCGGUUGCUGCCCCCACGGUGGGAGGUCUGAUGAAGUUUGCCAAGAAGACGCAGACGUGCAUGGGGUGCAAGAAGCCACUCACAGGCCAGCACGAGAGUGCAGGCGCAGUUUGCAGCGAUUGCGCGCCGCGUGUCGGAGAGCUGUACAACAAGACGCUGGAUCGAGUAUCAGACCUGGAAGUGCGGUUCGGACGGCUGUGGACGCAAUGCCAGAGAUGCCAGGGCAGCAUGCACUGCGAGGUUAUUUGCAGUAGCAAGGACUGCCCCAUCUUUUACAUGCGCAUGAAGGCUAAGAAGGAUUUGGAAGACGCAGGCAAGGAGCUUUCCAGAUUUGAUGCAGAUCAAGCGGCUAUUUGGUGA
Messenger RNA from Trichoderma atroviride IMI 206040, 3312 nucleotides. RefSeq lists its product as uncharacterized. Gene Ontology annotation, molecular function: nucleotide binding; 3'-5'-DNA exonuclease activity; DNA-directed DNA polymerase activity. Gene Ontology annotation, cellular component: delta DNA polymerase complex. The record is from RefSeq and is a predicted model, not a curated record. Gene Ontology annotation, biological process: base-excision repair, gap-filling; DNA-templated DNA replication; DNA replication proofreading. Lineage: Eukaryota; Fungi; Ascomycota; Sordariomycetes; Hypocreales; Hypocreaceae.